UCUGGAUUGGUGUUACCUGCUUUCCAAUAAUGUAUCCACGACUAGAGAUUGCAAUCUGCGCUGGCAAUCUAUCUAUGGGAGGGUCAGAUCAGAAAACGGAUAGACCCUCUGUAUGAAAAUGACAGUAUUGUGGUUUCCUAUAUCCUAUCCGCCGAUUUUGACGUUUGCUUUGACAGGUAUUGUCAUCCAAAUUUGCAAUCCUAGAAAUUUAUAGGAUUUUGUCAGAAUCUUGAUUCUUUUGGACGCUGUUCAUAGGUUUUUGUUGUCGUAAACGAAAAUUAUUGCGUUGAGAUGGCGUUCUCACUGUCCAGCAGCAGCAGUGACAGCAGUAACAGCGAUGAAGACCUCACGCUCGUCUCGAGUUCAAGCGAGGAAGAACUGCCAAGACGCUCACGCAGUUUAAUCAGAAGAGUCAAUUACAUGCAGAGCUUGGACGACGCGGAAUUCACAUUUCGAUUUAGGUUAACGAAACCUGCGGUGGAGUUCCUGCUGGCUGAAAUAAUGCCAUUUGUACGAGUGACCUCGACGAGAAAUUUCGGAAUCUCCCCACUGCAUCAGCUACUGAUGUCUUUGCGCUUCUACGCGCUAGGCACAAUGCUGAUAUCAGUAGCUGACUUUGUGGGAGUAUCAAUUGCUACAGCAUGCAGAAUAGUGCGCGACAUCUCGUCAGCGGUCUCGAGGCUUUAUGAUAGAUAUAUUUUUAUGCACCAGAACAGCGCUGCAAAUUUUUACACGAUUGCUGGGUUUCCUCGCGUGCUAGGUGCAAUAGACUGCACACAUGUACGCAUACAAUCGCCUUGUCAUCUGAUAGGUGAAGAAUUUAGAAACCGGAAAGGUUAUUUUUCCCUCAAUGUACAAGCCGUUUGUGAUGCGGAUUUACGCCUAAUGAAUGUUGUUGCUCGGUGGCCAGGGUCUGCACAUGAUGCCACCAUAUUUAACAACUCCAUGCUAAAGGCUCAAUGUGACUCCGGAGAAUUUGGAAACCGGUGGUUGCUUGGCGACAGCGCUUAUCCCAACACUCCAUAUUUACUGACUCCUCUUUUGAACCCCAGUACAGUGGGUGAUCAUCGAUACAAUGAAGCUCAUAUUAAAACAAGGAACACAAUUGAACGAACAUUUGGAGUUUGGAAACGCCGGUUUCCAGUAAUCAGCUUAACAUUGCGACUAUCACUGCCUAAUAUCCAAGCAGUAGUCAUAGCGACAGCUGUACUGCACAACAUCUGCAGGAACAUGAAUUUAGAAGAUGUUCCCUCAGAAAUUGAGAUGCCAGCUGAGGAUAAUAUCGAGGAAAGAUGGCCUGAAGAAUUAAAUAUUAGUCAAAGGGCUGACUUGAUUAAUAAUUUUUUUAGUUAGGUUUAAAAAAAGUUAAAAAAAGAGGGAAUUUUUAAUAAA
Ostrinia nubilalis (European corn borer) is the source of this 1392-nucleotide messenger RNA. Its product is annotated as putative nuclease HARBI1. The record is from RefSeq and is a predicted model, not a curated record. The transcript has 5 exons. Bases 292 to 1353 code for a protein of 353 amino acids. NCBI's taxonomy places the organism in Eukaryota, Metazoa, Arthropoda, Insecta, Lepidoptera, Crambidae.